Anopheles nili is the source of this 1515-nucleotide messenger RNA. RefSeq names its product adenosylhomocysteinase (gene Ahcy). Gene Ontology annotation, biological process: L-methionine cycle. The transcript has 3 exons. The coding region runs from base 106 to 1404 and encodes 432 amino acids. Gene Ontology annotation, molecular function: adenosylhomocysteinase activity. The record is from RefSeq and is a predicted model, not a curated record. NCBI's taxonomy places the organism in Eukaryota, Metazoa, Arthropoda, Insecta, Diptera, Culicidae. Gene Ontology annotation, cellular component: cytosol.
GAAUUGAGUUGAGGUGAAGUGAAUCAACCGACGGGUCAAUCGCGUUCUUGAUUAACGAACUUAAACCAUCAAUACAACUCGAACACCGCAACCAACAGACGCACAAUGGCUAAACCAUCUUAUAAAAUCGCUGACAUUUCACUGGCCGAAUUCGGACGGAAGGAAAUCGUGCUGGCUGAGAACGAAAUGCCCGGCCUGAUGGCGUGCCGCAAAAAGUACGGUCCGAUGAAGAUCCUAAAGGGCGCCCGGAUAGCCGGCUGUCUCCAUAUGACCAUUCAAACGGCGGUGCUGAUCGAAACGCUGAUCGAGCUGGGCGCAGAAGUUCAGUGGAGCAGCUGUAACAUCUUCAGCACGCAGGACCAUGCGGCCGCCGCCAUGGCCAAAGCGGGUGUGCCCGUGUAUGCGUGGAAGGGUGAAACAGACGAGGAGUACAUGUGGUGCAUCCGGCAGACGCUCUUCUUCGCGGAUGACAAACCGCUGAACAUGAUUCUGGACGAUGGCGGCGAUCUGACCAAUCUCGUUCACGCCGAGCACCCGGAGCUGCUGAAGGACAUCCGUGGCCUUAGCGAAGAAACGACGACCGGCGUGCACAAUCUGUACAAAAUGUUCCGCGAGGGUCGCCUCGGUAUGCCGGCGAUCAACGUGAAUGAUUCGGUAACAAAGAGCAAGUUCGAUAACCUGUACGGUUGCCGGGAGUCGCUGCUCGACGGUAUCAAGCGUGCGACGGAUGUCAUGAUUGCGGGAAAGGUCUGUGUGGUGGCUGGUUACGGUGACGUCGGCAAAGGUUGCGCCCAAGCCCUACGCGGCUCUGGUGGUCGCGUUCUUGUCACUGAAAUCGACCCGAUCAACGCUCUUCAGGCUGCGAUGGAAGGAUACGAAGUGACGACAAUGGAGGAGGCAAGCAAGGAGGCUCAGAUCUUCGUUACUACCACCGGAUGUACCGACAUCAUUAUGGGCGAACAUUUCCUGAACAUGAAGGACGACUCUAUCGUGUGCAAUAUCGGCCACUUCGACUGUGAAGUGAACGUAGCUUGGCUCGAACAGAACGCCGUGGAGAAGGUUAACAUUAAGCCACAGGUUGACCGGUACCGCCUGACGACCGGCAAUCACGUCAUCCUGCUUGCCGAGGGUCGUCUGGUGAACCUCGGUUGUGCCAUGGGUCAUUCGAGCUUCGUUAUGUCUAACUCGUUCACCAACCAAGUGUUGGCUCAGAUCGAGCUGUGGACGAACCGGGAGAAGUACGCCGUUGGUGUGCACGUGUUGCCGAAGAAACUUGAUGAGGAAGUUGCAGCGCUGCACUUAGAUAAGCUCGGAGUGAAGCUGUCGAAGCUAACACCCCGACAAGCUGAGUAUCUUAACCUCCCAGCAGAAGGUCCUUACAAGCCAGACCAUUACCGCUACUAAGCGCCAAGCGUAAUAAGAGUCUCUAAGCCAUGCUGAUGUAACGUGCAACGCAGUCGAGAGUUCGUCGAAUCAACAUCACGUUCUGCCAACAAUACACGUUUGAAUGCUGCA